Molecule: messenger RNA, 1580 nt
Organism: Dama dama (fallow deer)
Lineage: Eukaryota; Metazoa; Chordata; Mammalia; Artiodactyla; Cervidae
Gene: GRAMD2A
Product: GRAM domain containing 2A
Exons: 12
Coding region: 1-1185 (394 amino acids)
Biological process (GO): regulation of store-operated calcium entry
Cellular component (GO): extrinsic component of cytoplasmic side of plasma membrane; endoplasmic reticulum membrane; organelle membrane contact site
Molecular function (GO): phosphatidylinositol-4,5-bisphosphate binding
Source: RefSeq, a predicted model, not a curated record
AUGGGCUGGGCCCGUCCCGCGCGAGCAGCCAAUGGACGGUCGGGGGCGUGUCAUCCGAGGCGGUCAGGAGUGGGCAUUCGGUCCCCCGCGCUGUCUGGAGGCUCCGCGAUGACAGCUUUGAGUCCGGGCGCGGCCGCCGGGGCGAGCAGGUGUGAGCAAGUCUCAGGGGCCUCCCUCCCAGCUGCCUUCUUAAGAGUGGGGCUGGCAGCUCCCUGGGAGGCUGAUUCUCCUUCCGACCCAGGCAUAAACUGGACUUCAGGCUUCCAGGAGGGCCGCAACCAACAGAUGCGUGGGAAGACGGCUUCUCUGAAGAAGAGCACCGAGAAGCUAGGUGGGGUCCCGAGAGCCCAAGACACCAGUCUGUCCUGGCCAGAAGGCUUGAAGGGUGAAGAUGUAAAGAAGUGUAGCCGAGAAGGGACGCUACGGAGUAAAUACAACCAGCAGUACCACAAGCUGUUUAAGGACAUUCCCUUGGAGGAAGUGGUUCUCAAAGUGUGCUCCUGUGCCCUCCAGAGGGACCUGCUUCUCCAGGGCCGGCUCUACAUCUCCCCCAACUGGCUCUGCUUCCAUGCCAGCCUCUUCGGCAAGGAUAUCAAGGUGGUCAUUCCUGUAGUGUCUGUGCAAAUGAUCAAAAAACACAAGAUGGCACGGCUCCUUCCCAAUGGCCUGGCCAUCACCACCAACACCAGCCAGAAGUAUGUCUUUGUGUCCCUGCUCUCCCGGGACAGUGUAUACGACAUGCUGAGAAGGGUCUGCACCCACCUACAGCCUUCAAGCAAGAAGAGUCUGUGUGUAAGAGAAUUUCCUGAGGAACCUGAGUGCGAGUCUCUGGAAGCCCUCAUCCCUGAGAUGAAGUGGAGGAAAGUGUGCCCUGCCUCCAGGUCCCUGUCCCUCCCAGACAGCAUCCGUUGUAUCUCUCGGGCAUCCAUGGAAUCCACGGACAGCUUCUUCCCCUCCAAGAAGCCUCCGGGGUCUGAGAUCUCCGACUGUGAGGAGGAGAAGCUGGAGGAGGGGCCCACGAGAAACGGGGAGCUCAGGCUCUGGGAUUACCGGCUCCUGAAGUUCUUCUUUGUGCUGAUCUGCUUCUUGGUCAUGUCUUCAUCCUACCUGGCAUUCCGCAUCUCCCAGCUAGAACAGCAGUUAUGUUCCCUGAAUUGGGGCGGCUCGGUCCCUGGGCACAGGUGAUGCCCCUUCUCUUUCUUAUGCUUCUGGGAUUGAGGGUGAAGGACAGGAGCCAACACCCAUGGCCAGGCUCCUUGCUGGUCUGACUGGUCUUGGCCUUGCCCUUGAGCUGGUUUGUUGGCCGUCAGCGAGGUUGGGCAGGGUAUGCAGGGCGUACAGACCCCACCUUGACCCGCCCUCGUGGGCAGACCCACUGACUUGUCUGUCUGCCUUCUAGGCCCUUUGUCUGACCUGUGUGCCGUCUCUUCUGUGUGCAGGUAACAGCCACUUGGCCUUUGACCCCAAUCCUCCAAGAGGAAUGCUCUGGGUGCUAAGGUGCCACCACCGAUGCCCUUGGUUUGUGCUGCCGCUGUGCCUCCUCCCCACAGCUCUUCUCCCUCCUUAAAUGAGUGGUCUGA